Molecule: messenger RNA, 2717 nt
Organism: Thalassophryne amazonica
Lineage: Eukaryota; Metazoa; Chordata; Actinopteri; Batrachoidiformes; Batrachoididae
Gene: usp45
Product: ubiquitin specific peptidase 45
Exons: 18
Coding region: 283-2703 (806 amino acids)
Biological process (GO): protein deubiquitination
Molecular function (GO): zinc ion binding; cysteine-type deubiquitinase activity
Source: RefSeq, a predicted model, not a curated record
GUCGUGCGUCAUGUGUUGACUAUUUCUACUGGUUUGUCUCAACGAAACAGACAGAUUUCGCAAGUCACGGGAAUCAAUUUACUUACAUAAAUAUGACCGUUUUAUCGGUGUCGGUACGAUGUUCUCUGUUCUGAAAGGCGCUAUUAGUUGCCUUUAUUUGUUAAUAAACAGCGUUAAUGUUGUUUUCAGUCUGACAUGCUAAUGUAGCUUAGCCUUUUGCUGAGUCGACGAGGUGACGUCACGUUGUUGGCUUCACGUUAGCUAAACUACAAAGCGCUCCAGAUGCGGCUAAAAGAUCCCUUAAUUUUGAACGCCGCCGACAUGACUAAGCGGACAAAUAAACCCAGGAAACCUCGAGAUGAGGAGUCAUCAGAUGAAGUCAGUGGUUUGACCUGCCAGCAUGUGAGCAAGGCAGUGGAUUUAACCUCUGUGAAGAAGGCGGUGAGCUCCAGCCUGUGGUUGGUGUGCUCAGAGUGUCUGAAGGAAAGGACCAUGAUCGACGGAGAGCUGGCAGCAUUCCAUGAAAUCCUGGUCUGCCUCAAGUGUGGUUUCCAGGGUUGUAACCAGUCAGGGAUCCAGCAUUCUGUCAAGCAUCACCAGAUAUACCAUCCAGAGUCUCACUGCAUCACCAUCAGCCUUAGCACCUGGAAGGUUUGGUGCUUUGAAUGUAAUGAAGACCUUUCUACUCACUGUAACAAGAAAGCUUUGGCUCAGACGCUGGACUUUCUACAAAAACACUCCAUCAAGGCAGCAUCAGUAACAUCACCAAAGGUCAUAAAGCUUCGAGAGGACCUGACAGACUAUUCUGAUCCACCUCGGGGCAAGAGCCCAGUAAUCAGCAACAGCUUAGUUCCUGUCAAAGGCAUCACAAACCUGGGUAACACCUGCUUCUUUAACGCUGUUAUGCAGAACCUGUCCCAGACACACAUGCUCAUAGACCUCAUCCAGGAAGUAAAGGAAAAAGGCUACAAACUGAAGAUCUGCCCGCCUGCCGAGACCAAUCUGAGUGCACUGACCGUGACGUUGCCCAGUCCAGAGCCCCUGACCACGGCCAUGUUUCUCUUCCUCCAGAACAUGAAAGAUCUGGGGAAAAGUCUGGUCAAUCCCAAGAUCCUUUUCAACCAGCUCUGCCAGAAAGCGCCGCGCUUUAAAGGUUACCAACAACAGGACAGCCAAGAGCUUCUGCACUAUUUACUGGACGCCAUACGAGUUGAAGAAACAAAAAGAGUGAAAGCAGGUAUUCUGAAAGCUUUCAACAACCCCACAGAGAAGACUGCGGAUGAGGAAACCAAGCGUCAAGUCAAAGCAUAUGGGAAGGAAGGUGUGAAGAUGAACUUCAUUGACCGCAUCUUUGUGGGCGAGCUGACCAACACAAUAAUGUGUGAAGAGUGUGAACAUAUCUCCACCGUGAAGGAGGCGUUUAUUGACAUCUCUCUGCCCAUCAUAGAGGAAAGGAUAUCAAAACCAUCCAAUCCUGGAAGGUCGAGUAAAGGCAGCCAGGAGCAGGAUGGGCACAUGGCUCAUGGUGACCAAGUUCUUUCUGUAUCGCACAACAGGAACACCAGGAAGCUGAGCGGACAGAAGCAGCAAGGCAGGAGGCCUUCAAGCUCAGCGGAGGAGAAAGGAGGAGGCCACAGUGUUGAAAAGCUAGAAGAGGAGGGGCUGGCUGCCAGUUCAGUCUGCGGUGUCUCAGUUUGUAAGACGACUGUUGCUGGCAGCCAAUCAGACGGCAGUGAACGGGGCUCGGGUUCUCAGGACAGCAGUAACGAUGCUGACAGUGAGGCCUCGGAGAGCGAGUGGGCUCCUCGCACCUCCUCCUCCAGCCACAGUCACAGUCAGGUUUCCAGCCCUUCAUCCACCUCAACCCUCACACCUUCCCCGACACCCGCCUCUGCCUCUGCCUCCUCGACGUCACCCUCCACCAGGCAAGGUGGCGCUGUGGAGCAACUAGUUAAUUCAGUUUCUAAGGUCAACCUGGGGUUCACUUCUGGGGACUGCAGCACAUCUUCCACGCACUGUUCUCCAGAGGAACCGGCAGAAAUGCACAAACUUCACCAUCAGCACCACCAGGGGGCGUUCCAGGCGCUGUCCCACAGUUACACGCCCUUCUCCAAAGAGUGCUCCAUCCAGUCGUGCCUCCACCAGUUCACCUCUGUGGAGCUGCUGAUGGGCAACAACAAGCUGCUGUGUGAAAGCUGCACCGAGCGACGACAAAAACAGCUGCGCAAGAGCGGAUCAGCCGAUAAGAAGCUGGAGAAGAUUUACACCAGUGCUCGUAAGCAAAUGUUGAUUUCUUGGCUGCCUCCUGUCAUCACAUUACAUCUUAAACGCUUCCACCAGGCGGGCAUGAACCUACGAAAGGUGAACCGCCAUGUUGACUUUCCGUUGAUCUUAGAUCUGGCUCCUUUCUGUUCAGCAUCUUGCAAGAACGUUGCAGGGACUGAAUGUGUCCUCUACAGCCUGUAUGGGAUUGUUGAACACAGUGGCUCGAUGAGGGGGGGCCACUACGCUGCAUACGUUAAAGUCCGCGCUCCGCAGAGGAGAACGGAUCAGCGCCAGAGAAACAUGUCAGGUGUGAGGGACGCCGGUGCCAGUUCCCAGGGACAGUGGGUCUACGUUAGUGAUACCACUGUUCAGAUGGUUCCAGAGUCACGAGUGCUCGGCUCUCAGGCGUACCUGCUCUUCUAUGAAGAAAUUCUGUGAUGUGAUCAUAGAAA